AGUCGGUAAAAUAGAAAUCAGUACAACUAUAACCUCAAAUUAAUCCGUCAAAAUGUUCGAAAAAUUAAAUAUUAUAAAACAUUUUAAUACGAAUAAGUUCAAAACACGCAUUUUUUUGAUAUCACAAAUAAGAAAAUACAGUUCAGGUAGUUCUGAGGAUGGCAUGAAGAAGAUUCUGCAAUCAAAGUUUCCAAACGCGAAAGAAAUUGUUGUAGAAGAUAUUUCAGGUGGUUGUGGGGCGAUGUACACCGUUUAUGUUGAGUCGAUUGAUUUUAAGGGGCUCUCAAGGGUGAAACAACACCAGGCGAUAACUAACGCUUUAAAAGAACAAAUAAAAACGUUUCAUGGGAUAAGAAUAGAAACGAAAAUUCCUUCGAGUUAAAAAAAUAAUGUUUUAGUAAAUUUUGUAAUUAUUUUUGUUAAGUAAUCGUAAUAAAUAAACCGAUUUUAAA
Onthophagus taurus is the source of this 452-nucleotide messenger RNA. The record is from RefSeq and is a predicted model, not a curated record. Lineage: Eukaryota; Metazoa; Arthropoda; Insecta; Coleoptera; Scarabaeidae.